Laccaria bicolor S238N-H82 is the source of this 3472-nucleotide messenger RNA. RefSeq lists its product as uncharacterized. The transcript has 16 exons. Bases 1 to 2820 code for a protein of 939 amino acids. The record is from RefSeq and is a predicted model, not a curated record. NCBI's taxonomy places the organism in Eukaryota, Fungi, Basidiomycota, Agaricomycetes, Agaricales, Hydnangiaceae.
AUGUACCUACCAUACCAGGGUUCACCGCCUUUCUUGCCGAUCUUUUCAACGACUUUUCGGCAGGGCGUCGUCCCCAGUUACUACUACGAUGAAGUUGAGGAGAAAACAGCCAUCAUGCCCUCCGUGUUGCUGUUCGGCCCCACGCCUGGUUUGAGGAAAUUCAUCUAUCGGGUACGCUUGCAAGAACACGGGGAAAACGACCCAAACUUGACCAUUGGGCUGGUUGCUGUCACGGGUCCCGAACGGCUUACCUAUUAUUUCAAAAACGAUUGCCUUCCCGCCAUGCCAUCGGCGGUAGCUUGCCUCGGUUUCAUCCUUCUGUUCACCAUCAUCUUCUUCAUCAACUCUCUCUUCUUCACAAAGGCUUCAUUGACCGCCCGACGCUACACGACAGUCUACUUGAUCGUGGACACCAUACGCUCCAGGAUCAAAGGCAACACCUCAGCAGUACCCAAAAUGUUGAGAAAGUUCUUUAUUGAGAUCUCGGACUCGGACAUGGAUGUUCCUUUGGGUAUUCAACAUGUCACAACGCAGGGGAGCGGAGGGACAUUACUUAACACCCAAAAUGCAUCUGCUCAACAUGGGAUUUCCGUUGGGCUUAAGACUCCCCCGGAUUCUCACAUGGAUCGUAGUGCUCAAUCUCCAAGGGAACCCUGGGAUCCUGGAUUUCAAAGACUUAUCGCCGUCGCCCAUUUGGAAGUUGGACGACGACCUCUGAAGAUGACGAUGACGAUGAUUAUGAUGACCAAGACUACAUCGACGACGACUCUCAUGUCCACCCUACUCCGAGUUCUCAGCGCAGGUCACCCGUUCCAGCAGCUGUCGACAAAGCACAAGUAUAUAAAGCAUACUCGGUUCUUACUAUCACCAUGCGCUAUUCCAAGAUCCGGAACAAAGACGUCCAUGUCCGAUUCUUCACUUCCUCCGACGGCGCCUCUCAUAUACACUCACCACCUUCGAAAACCCCGUGUUGGACUUUUGAGCCUGAGGAUUUGUAUCUACAUUGGUAAGGACCAUCUAAUGUCAACGUGUGGAUCUGGGAGCGGCGAGACAGGUGGUACCUGGCGUCCGAUCCAAGCAGGGUAUUCGCACCCUCGCCUGCCAGGGCAUCAGUUCCAAGUGCUGAAGAGCGCUAGACCGACGUGGAUUAUGAGGUUGACAUGGCAGAAAAGGUAUCGGCGUGGUUCAAGUAUAAUUCACGUGUCCCCGACGAAGUUCCAGCUUCCUAGCAUAGGUAUGGUAGGAGCUUGGAACGUAGGUCUUUGCCAGUGCCCCCUUCGAGGUCUCCGUCUUCCUUCACACACGUCUGGGAAUGGGGGGGAAACAGAUAAUGGGGAAAACUUUGUUCUGAACGAGGGUGAUUUUGACAGGUUUGAACUAUUCAAAAUCCACCGUCCUGUCAAAAAUAUCCUUCGACGCCGAAUAUGGGGGUUCGAGUCGGGCCAAAACUUCCCUGUUCAUUGUCUACAACACAACUAUUUCUCUCCCAACUCUAUUAGCAUUGAUGUGGAGAGGAGGAGCAGGAACAUCAGCUUCGAUUCUACCUCAAAUAGCAAUGGAGGUGUAACGGCUUCUCUUGAAUGGUCUUCAAGCGCAGAGGACGGCAAUGACGAUCAGGAAAGGAGGAAGGAGCCCUGGUGCUGGUCGUGGUCCGAGUACCAAUAUGAGGAAAGAGCCGGAUGCACGGACAGAAGGAGAAGAAAGGAUAAAGUCGCCCCACCCAGCUCGUCUCCUGUUUUACCCACACCCAUACUUACGCCUGUACAUCCCGGCUCUGGCUCGCACUCCCAUUGGUACUGCCUACGGGGCACGGAUUCGCCAUCCGUUUCUACGCAUUCUGGGUCGCCAUUCGCUUCCACACUCCUCAAGCUUACUUCCCAAAUAGAUUUCAGAGCUUUAGGCAUGCGCCCUCCGUUCGCUCAAGCCCCAAUUGAAACAGCAGGACUUGAGGAGCUUGGAUACUGCCAUGCGCUUCUACCUCUAUCUCCAACAGAAUCCUCAAGUUCCGUGCCCCCCAUUUUAAUCCUGCUGGGCGUAGGCGGUCCAGGCCAACAACUCGCGCGUCCCUUUCCUCCUCCGCCACAUAAGGGACAACUUCUCGUAGACCACCCUCUUUCCAGCGCGGAUGUGGGUGGAGAAUGGAAGCGGGCGGGCAUUGCAACGACGGCGACCGAUUCUGGGUUUGUUAUAGAUCAUCCUAGGCCACAGCCUGGGGUUGGAGUUGAGGGGUUGGUUGGGUAUUAUGAUCCAGGAGGAGGGGGAGCGUCAUCACCAGACCCAGACCUAUUACCAGAACCAGAAACAGAAAUGGAAGGAGGGAACGACACCGCUCCAUCCCAAUCAUCCGAAGGUGGGGACGAGGAUUCGAGCAUGGCGGACCUUCUGCUCCUCUAUCACCACUCUCCUGCUGCACGCCCUAUCCCUAUAACGGGAGCCGAGGCGUGUGAGUUGGAGUUGGGUGAGACUGUUAAGCGUGCUGGCGUAUUCGAUCUUGACCCACCACGAGCAUCAUCGGCCUUAGGGUUCGGAGAUGCUUCAGCUCUGGAUUUGGGCCCACACGCAACAGAACACGCCCUCCUUGCAACGCUCACAACCCGCCAACAAGCCCUAGACCAACGUGAGCUUGGAUUGGCGGCUAGACAGGAGAGGAUUGAGGGAAUGGAGGAGAGGGUUGGGGAGGUGCAGAGGGGUGUUGGGUAUCGUGAGGAUGUGGUUGGGCGACGUGGGGAGGUGAUUGAAAGGAGGGAGGAAGAGGUAGAGCAGAGGGAGAUGGUGGUUGAAAGGAGGAAGAUGUCCGAGGGAGGGAGAACGGGCACUUGAUCAGAGAGGUUCUGAGCUUGGAGAACGUUCUAAACGGGUUCAAGAGCUCGAGGAAACGCGUGAUGCUCGAAUUGGUGCUCCCAACGCGUCCACUAUGUCGAAUUCAUGGCCCAUCACUGUUCUUCGGUCCGUUGUCGUUCACGUAUUGGGCGACAAGAUGUCUUCCUUCUUCUUUUCCUUCUUUAACACAAGUCCUUCCACCUCCUCCAACCCAAACUCUUCCACCACCACCACCACCACCACCACCACCACCCCUCAGAGAAGACCCAGACGCGACUGGGAAGCCCGACGCGAUCUAUACCUAUCGACAGGCGGACGCGGGAGCUACCUCGUGCUCGUUGGGAUUGGCGUGUGUGCCAUUCUGUUGAAGGUGCUUGUGAGGAGGUUGACUGGGUUUGGGAUUUGGAGUUGGUUGAGGAGGGGGAGGAGGUAGCGUUGACUAAAUUUGAGGGCGGGAGAUGCUUUACAGUCUUAUGACUUUUAUGAUCUUUACGACUUUUUUCACGAUCUCUUUUUGAUUGACGCUGACGAGGAAUUGAAUAAAUGUACGCGCGCGUAUGCGAGCGUUUUUAGUUUUUGUUCGUGUAUAUCUCUUACUUAUACCUUAUGUAUCGCUUGAAUCUUUGAAUAGGACUGAAUGUUUGAUAGCGUC